Budorcas taxicolor (takin) is the source of this 423-nucleotide messenger RNA. Its product is annotated as spermadhesin-1. The transcript is spliced from 5 exons. Bases 1 to 423 code for a protein of 140 amino acids. The record is from RefSeq and is a predicted model, not a curated record. Gene Ontology annotation, biological process: single fertilization. NCBI's taxonomy places the organism in Eukaryota, Metazoa, Chordata, Mammalia, Artiodactyla, Bovidae.
AUGAAGCUGUCCAGCGUCAUCCCUUGGGCCUUGCUGCUCAGCACAGCCACAGUGGAUUCAAUGGACUGGCUCCCCCGAAAUACUAACUGCGGGGGAAUCCUCAAAGAGGAGUCUGGAGUGAUCGCCACCUAUUAUGGACAGAAAACUAACUGUGUCUGGACUAUCCAGAUGCCACCACAGUACCAAGCUAGGGUGUCUAUCCAGCAUCUCCACCUCAACUGUGCUAAAGAGUCCCUGGAGAUUAUAGAUGGGCUGCCAGGAUCUUCUGUCUUAGGGAGGGUUUGUGAAGGUUCAUUCCUGGAAUAUAGAUCUUCUGGCAAUACCAUGACUGUCAAGUACAUCAGAAAGCCUGAGCACCCGACUUCUUCCUAUGAAGUGUUGUACUUUCAGGAUCCGCAAGAUCUUGCAGUUGUGAAGAUCUGA